CAGUUGAUGUCAAGAUUAUGGUGUUCAGUUUGUAGUAAUAUUUAAAUUUAAAUAGUUAAAAUGUAGCCCGAAGGACAUACGUCACACAUCUAUUUAGUUGUCGGCUAGACGAAAUAGACACAUUGUGUUGUGGUACCUUGUAGCGCGUUUCAGUUUCAAAUAGAAUUAGAACUCACUUCUCUAAUAUGUUAGCUAAAAAGCCACACAACGAUUUAUGCUAUCUAUAAAGGUUGAGUAACGUUCUAUUUUGUUUUGAGUUUUACGUCCGGUGCCGCCGUCAGACUUUCCAUUAGACGGCUAGCUUCCAGCACGAAACAAGCUCUACCUAUGCUCGGGUUCGACGAACUCACGCCAGAACGUGUUCCUAAAAUUAGUAGGCAAAUAUGUUACCCACUAAUCUACCACGGGGACAAGGCUAAAUAGACUGAGUCAGUGCAUAAAUGCGUAUGUCCAUAUAGUAUACGUGUUACUCAUUUCUUCUUAUAAUAAGUUGUACAAAAGCUUGUUCUAGAUGAGUACAGUUUCUAUAUUUGUUUUUGAAAGAUAGCCGAGCACAAUUGAAUGAUUUGGUCAUGCAGUGGCAAACCAUUAUGUCUGUGUGGUCAGGUCUCCAUUCAAAAUAAUCUGUAGCGUUUGAAUCUUAACCAGGACUAAUGGUACUGUCCCCAAUCAAAGAUCUUUUUAUUAAACAGCGUAAAAGCAAGUUGUGCGUUUCAUUUGCAACUAUUUUUAAAAAUGCAUUUUUUAAUUGACAUCAGAAAUCAAAUUAUAGGAUAUCAGCAGUUGGCUAACUAAUAAAUACACACAUAAUUUAUUGUCACGCUUUGCAAUUACCGCUCAAGAAGCCGAACACUUAGAAAUCAACUGUUACUUUGACGAAAACGUGAGGCCACGAUUUUCUGUGUUGAGGUUACGUGUGAUCUAGCUCUAAAGCGACAACCCACCAAAGAAGCAUCAUUUCUUGAAAUUCGAUAGACCUAGGUGAUUAAUUUGAAUCACACGCUCUUUUACCCGCGGUUAUCAAACGUACAAACGCCAAUAUCGGUCAAGAAAACUAGCGGCUUGUCAAACCGCAGACCUCUGUGGAAAACAAGCUCAGAUUCAUCAUGGCAGCAAACACCUAUCACAGCCUCUGCCGAUGGGUACCGACCUGUAGGGCAGCAAUUCCCCCAAACGCCGUCAACGGGGGAACAGAUUCGACGGGCGAGACACUCUACAUUGGUCGUACGAGACAUGAAGACGACUUAAUACCUGGAAAAGUUGUGCCUUCACACGAAUGUUGCUACGUGUCGUGGGGGGGUCUCGAAAAACGCUACGAUGAAUAUGAGAUCCUUGUGGCUGAACAUGAUCAUGAGUUCACAUGGGCUUCGUGCCAAGGCGGCGAGCUGCCUACUGGGGCGAUUCAGGGUGGUGUUACAGGUGAUGCGGAGAAACUUUUCAUCGGACGUGCCGAGCAUGAUGGAUCGCUGACCAUUGGAAAAGUCCAUCCUUCGCAUAAGGUGUGUUAUAUUCCCUAUGAUGGAAAAGAGAUCCCCUGUGAGUACUACGAAGUACUGGCGUGCAAAAGUAUCAAUCUUGCUUCCUAGCCUUUUUUUUGCAUUUAAUUUUCUCGUUCGUUAUGCGUUAUGCGAAUAUUACAUUGUUAAUAUUAAUCUCGGUCUAACGGUGGUCUUUUAACUAAAAAAAAAAAUAAAGCAAAUGUUUCUCUGACGAAGUGUGAUAUCUCGUUUAUCGUUGACACCUUAUCCCUAUAUAA
This is a messenger RNA of Varroa destructor (honeybee mite), 1756 nucleotides long. RefSeq names its product pfs47 receptor-like. NCBI's taxonomy places the organism in Eukaryota, Metazoa, Arthropoda, Arachnida, Mesostigmata, Varroidae. The record is from RefSeq and is a predicted model, not a curated record.